This is a messenger RNA of Pocillopora damicornis (cauliflower coral), 1820 nucleotides long. RefSeq lists its product as uncharacterized. The record is from RefSeq and is a predicted model, not a curated record. Gene Ontology annotation, molecular function: protein binding. Lineage: Eukaryota; Metazoa; Cnidaria; Anthozoa; Scleractinia; Pocilloporidae.
AAAGCAGUGGUGCGUUACUUGUAGGAGAUCCGUGGGUAUCCGAGGUUAUUAACAGCGAGGGAAAGAAAGUCUUCGAGCAGCUUAAGUAUGCUAAAAAAGAAGUAGAAAUGAUCGGAAAAAUUCUGAAUAUCACGCCAAUCACUGGCAGUCAGGCCACGAAACGUGAGGUGUUGGAAAGACUCAGUUCCGUCUCCCUAGUUCACUUUGCGGCACACGGAUGUAUGGAAACUGGCGAAAUUGCUCUUACACCUGACCCACACCGAAUAUCUACUGUGCCAACGGAGGAGGAUUACAUUUUAACAAUUGGAGAUGUGUUGAAUGCUCAACCUCGGGCCAAACUUGUUGUGCUUAGUUGCUGCCACAGCGGACGGGGCGAGAUCAAGGCUGAAGGUGUGGUUGGCAUUGCGCGCGCUUUUAUGGGGGCUGGUGCUCGGUCUAUUGUGGCGUCCCUGUGGGCGAUUGAUGACGAGGCUACUCUUGAGUUCAUGAAACACUUUUAUCAACAACUUGCAGGAGGUAAACCAGCAAGCGAGUCACUGAACCUGGCCAUGAAAAGCCUCAGAGAAUCAGACAAGUUCUGCGACAUCAAACACUGGGCGCCCUUUUUGCUGAUUGGAGAUGACGUCACUCUUGACUUUAUGGCAAAGGAAAGAGAAAAUUUGAAUAUGAAAUCACAUAAAUGAAAACUUUUUUAUUCCAUCUCAAAAUGAAUGACGCAGGAACUUGGAAGGUUUAAAUGCUUCUCUAUUUUGGCGCUUUUUGGCUAUUUUUCAUUACUUUUCACUUUUUUGUUAAACGGAACUUGAGAUGUGUGACUUUACUUUGAUGAAGAAAUAAAACAGACUAUUUCAGUAUAUUUUGUUCAGUGGAAUUGCUAUUUUUUACCUUUACAAAUUUAGAUGCUUUCGAAGAGAACAAGAUGCAACAAGGCUUCUGCUGUUAAUGCCUGAAGUUUUUGAAGGCGACUACGAGGUUUUCGUUUCGCCAAAAUGACACUCAGAUCUAUUCCUUUAUUACAAUCAGUUAUGUGUCAAAUAAUUUAAAGGUUUUUUCUUGUACACAACCAGGAGCUUGUCCACUGGGUUUUAAUUACGUUGAUACUCCAAGCUUUUGAUAAGCAAAGAAACAGUUUGUCAUUUGCAAAAGGUGGCGAAAUGUUAAUUUCAAAAAAUGUGAUUUCCAAACUUCGCAGCCAUAUGUGAAUUGAUCUUAAUGGUUUUCUACGUCAUAAAUUACUUUGUUGCAAUUUGCAAUUAUCUUUACAAAAACAUUGAUUAUCAUUUUCGAUUUUAUUUCAAUCCAUUUUAAUGCAAUCUAAUUCCAUCAGUGCCAAGAUUGCCAUUCUAAGCUUAAUUUGAAGAAGUAAUCAUCAGAGAUGAUGUUGCUGAAUUUACUGACCAUAUGUUAGAGACAUUAGACCCACUCUCAGGGGUGUGGCCAGCCUCUAGUCCCGUGGGCCCGGCCUACAAUUGUUUUCCGCCCGCUUGACUUUUCUAAUAUGACUCUUGCAAAUGUUGAAACAAAAAUUGAAAUUUCUCACCAAAAAGGCCUACAACAAGUCAAAGAGCUGGCUACAACGGCCUGCUUUCAAUCAAACGAGUUUGAUCAAUUUUAGUCCAUUUUAUCAAACACUCGUCAGUUUGUUUUAGAGAACGACAACAGAGACAAAUUGUCCAUGUAAUCUAAACAAGGAAAUAGCGAAACAGAGUUUACUUUAACUAAAGUUUCCAUUGCUGUGACUUUUAAUGUGUGUGACAUGGAAUUUGUUGUUUUCAUUAGGAAAAUAUUUACGCCAAUAAAUUAGGGAAACACUUGAAGUA